GGAAAAUAAGAAUGACGAAUGUUGUACUGGCAAGCAUGAAUGUUAUGAGCUCUUAAUUUUGUGUUUGUAAGAAUGAACAGUGUCAGUAAUUGUGCUGCUAUAAUCUGCGUGUUAUUGAUCAUCGUACUGACGGGUGAUUGCGGGCGGUUAACGACGGCAGAUGAUGGCAGUUUUAAAGCUGUCAAUGAUUUACAGGAUCAGAGUAACACUGAACAGCUUUUCAGGCUCAAUGACACCGAAACAUCCAGCAAUGAAACGACUCAAACAUCAACCCUUGCGCCAAAGCACACAACCUCUGCACCUCUUAAAAAUGAGCCAAUCUUGCCGGUGCAGACAGGGGUCAAAGCCCAGGAAGAAGAGCAGUCCAGCGGGAUGACCAUCUUUUUCAGCCUGCUAGUUAUUGGUAUAUGUAUUAUUUUGGUUCACCUGCUGAUCAAAUUUAAGCUGCACUUUUUGCCUGAGAGUGUGGCUGUGGUUUCUCUGGGUAUUUUGAUGGGGGCAUUUAUCAAGAUCAUUGAGUCUCAGCAAUUAGCCAGUUGGAAGGAAGAGGAGAUGUUUCGUCCAAAUAUGUUUUUUCUACUACUUCUACCGCCAAUCAUUUUUGAAUCAGGAUACUCAUUACAUAAGGGUAACUUCUUCCAGAACAUUGGCUCAAUCACCUUAUUUGCCGUCUUUGGAACAGCGAUCUCAGCUUUCAUAGUGGGUGGAGGAAUCUAUUUCCUUGGGCAGGCUGAUGUCAUUUACAAGAUGACAAUGACAGACAGUUUUGCAUUUGGUUCUUUGAUCUCAGCUGUUGAUCCAGUUGCCACUAUCGCUAUUUUUAAUGCCCUUAAUGUGGAUCCUGUGCUCAAUAUGCUGGUGUUUGGAGAGAGCAUCUUAAAUGACGCCGUCUCUAUUGUGUUAACAAAUACUGCUGAAGGGUUUGCUGGCUCUGAUGUCUCAACUGGCUGGGAGACCUUCCUGCAGGCCCUCGGCUAUUUCCUGAAAAUGUUCUUUGGCUCAGCUGCUUUGGGCACACUCACUGGUCUCAUCUCAGCUAUUGCACUGAAAUACUUUGACCUGAGGAAGACUCCCUCACUAGAAUUUGGCAUGAUGAUAAUAUUUGCCUACCUGCCGUACGGUCUUGCUGAAGGCAUCAAACUUUCUGGUAUCAUGGCCAUUCUGUUCUCAGGUAUCGUCAUGUCUCAUUACACACAUCAUAAUUUGUCUCCAGUCACUCAGAUCCUCAUGCAACAAACGCUUCGGACUGUAGCCUUCAUGUGCGAAACUUGUGUGUUUGCAUUCCUGGGUCUGUCCAUCUUCAGUUUUCCACAUAAAUUUGAGCUGUCUUUUGUCAUCUGGUGUAUAGUUCUGGUUCUUGUCGGUCGGGCUGUAAAUAUCUUCCCCCUCUCCUUCCUACUCAACUUCUUCAGAGAUCACAAAAUCACUCCCAAAAUGAUGUUCAUAAUGUGGUUCAGUGGUUUGAGAGGUGCGAUUCCCUACGCCCUGAGCCUUCAUUUGGGUCUGGAGCCCAUUGAGAAACGCCAGCUGAUAGGCACCACCACCAUAGUCAUUGUACUCUUCACCAUUCUGCUGCUAGGGGGCGGGACCAUGCCCCUUAUUCGUAUCAUGGACAUUGAGGAAACCCAGUCACGACGCAAGAACAAGAAGGAUGUUACCCUGAGCAAAACUGAGAAAAUGGGUAACACCAUUGAGUCUGAGCAUUUGUCUGAACUGACAGAGGAAGAGUAUGAGGCUCAGAUUUUUCAUAGGCAAGAUCUUAAAGGCUUUCUGUGGCUUGAUGCCAAAUAUUUGAACCCUUUCUUUACCCGUAGACUCACACAGGAGGACCUGUUGCAUGGGCGAAUACAGAUGAAGACACUCACUAAUAAAUGGUACGAAGAGGUCCGUCAGGGUCCUUCAGGUUCUGAAGAUGAAGAGGAUGAAGCAGAACUGCUCUGAGACACUAAGAAAGAGUUCUCACUGAACUCAUAAGAGCUGUUCUCUUACCUUGUAAUAACUAAUGAGAACGGCAUUGUGAGGCACCACCUUUCUCUUCUAUGAAAGAAAGGAAGUGUUCCAUUUAUGUAGUGGGAAAAAUAUGAAAAAAUAUAAGGAUGUAACAGGAUAAAUAUCUGCCGCGGUGUUUGGGUCAUAAUAUUGCUAAAAGGCUAAAAAGUAGUAGUAGGACAACAAAGCAAAAAAUAAACUGCAAUAUUUGAUUUUUUUGCAACAUUGUAAUGUAAGUUUAUUUGUUGAGGAUUGUAAAGGGGUUUGAAAAACAUAAUCUAUUGUUUUUAUUAAGUAUUUGUUUGUUGUGUUGUAUGUAUGUAUGUAUCUAUGUAUGUAUGUGUGAAAAUAUUUUAUAAUGCACUGUGAUACUAGUUUGUACUGAGUUUACAAAUAAUUGUAAUGAAGAUAAUUUGUGAUUUGAAGGAGUGUAUUUCUGCCUAAACACCCAGAUAAAAGAUAAAAACUGGAAUGGUAAAAGAGGCAUUAAAAUAAAUGUGAAAAAAAUUA
This is a messenger RNA of Paramisgurnus dabryanus, 2499 nucleotides long. NCBI's taxonomy places the organism in Eukaryota, Metazoa, Chordata, Actinopteri, Cypriniformes, Cobitidae. The record is from RefSeq and is a predicted model, not a curated record.